Messenger RNA from Mycetomoellerius zeteki, 1840 nucleotides. It is a transcript of the gene UGP, whose product is annotated as UDP-glucose pyrophosphorylase. The record is from RefSeq and is a predicted model, not a curated record. Lineage: Eukaryota; Metazoa; Arthropoda; Insecta; Hymenoptera; Formicidae. Gene Ontology annotation, biological process: UDP-alpha-D-glucose metabolic process. Gene Ontology annotation, molecular function: UTP:glucose-1-phosphate uridylyltransferase activity. The transcript is spliced from 10 exons.
UAAAUAAUAAGGGCGAAAUAAUUCUACGAGCGUCAAGUAGAAUCCUUUCGCAUCCAGGAUCUCCAAUCCUGUAUAAACAGAGAAGAUUCGCGCCCGAAAGAGUCCCGUAUCUCAUUUGACCGGACGUCACGUGUGUGUACGCAUUUAUUUUUGUGUUUGGUGGAGCGCGCCUUGCCGCCGAUCGCCGCACGCGCGAUGUCACAGUCGCAUUUCACGUCCGCCAAUCAUCCGUUACGCUACAAAGUGCCGCACAUGGAGUACCUGUUGCAAGCCCGUGGUCACCAACGCAGCUCUUCAGAUACACAGGCAUUCCGCGAGCGUACGAAGAGAGAUGCACGGGAUGAGCUGCAACGCGAGCUUGAGAAGCUACAGGCAACCGCCUGCGAGAACAGGGCGACGAUAUUCAGUCGGCAGUUCGCUGGAUUCCAACAUCUUUUCGAGCGAUUCCUGCAGGAGGAAGGCCCGUCCUUAGAAUGGGAUCAUAUUCAGAAGCUGCCCGAAGAUGCGGUCAAGAAUUACAACUCCUUGCCAUCACCAGAGACGAACGAGGUGAAGGAACUGCUGGAUAAGUUGGUUGUCGUCAAGCUAAACGGUGGUCUUGGAACGAGUAUGGGAUGUCACGGACCGAAGUCCGUUAUUGCUGUACGAAAUGGACUCACGUUUCUUGAUCUCACCGUCCAGCAAAUUGAGCAUCUAAAUAAAACGUAUAACGCUAACGUGCCACUCAUACUGAUGAAUUCGUUCAACACAGACGACGAUACGCAACGCAUAAUUAGAAAGUACAAAGGAAUUGAUAUAGACAUUUAUACUUUUAAUCAGAGUUGUUAUCCGCGCAUAAACAGGGAUUCCCUUCUAGAACGAUUCUCAAAAUCACUGUUAACAUAAUUUGUUAACAGGUGGUAUCCACCCGGUCAUGGAGACUUCUACGAAAGUUUCCAUAACUCUGGUCUGCUCAAAAAAUUCAUUCGUGAGGGCCGCGAAUAUUGUUUUAUUUCUAACAUAGAUAAUCUUGGUGCCACGGUAGACAUAAAAAUCUUGAAAUCGUUGCUUAAUAAAAGUCCGGAACCACCUCUUGAAUUUGUCAUGGAAGUAACUGACAAAACGCGAGCGGACGUCAAAGGUGGUACGCUUAUAAAAUACGAGGAUAAACUUCGUCUCCUUGAAAUAGCUCAAGUUCCCAAGGAUCAUAUUGAUGACUUUAAAUCUGUUAAAACAUUUAAGUAUUUCAACACCAACAACCUCUGGAUUAAACUUAAUGCCAUCGAGAGAGUACUUGAACAAAAAGCAUUGAAUAUGGAAAUAAUUGUAAACAGCAAAACUUUUACCAAUGGUCUAAAUAUAAUACAACUUGAAACAGCUGUAGGAGCUGCUAUGAAAUCAUUCGAAGGAAGUAUUGGUAUAAAUGUGCCGCGCAGUAGAUUCUUGCCGGUGAAAAAGACUUCUGAUUUAAUGCUUGUAAUGAGUAACUUAUACACACUACGUAACGGAUCUCUCGUAAUGAGUCCUCAAAGGAUGUUCCCCACAACGCCUCUCAUCAAAUUGGGAGAUAAUCAUUUCUCAAAAGUAAAAGAGUUUCUAACCAGAUUUCCGACAAUACCGGAUCUCCUCGAGUUAGAUCAUUUGACGGUAUCAGGCGAUGUUACCUUUGGGAAAGGGGUAACGCUGAAAGGCACCGUCAUUAUAAUCGCCAAUCACGGAGAACGUAUAGACUUGCCUUCUGGAACUGUUUUAGAAAAUAAAAUUGUAUCGGGUAAUCUACGUAUAUUGGAUCACUGAGUUGUAGCGGGAGGACAAAGCAUCUCGAUUCGUCUCGCGGAGAGCAUAUAAAUGUCCGAGAGAA